AUGCCUCGCAGAAGCGGUGGUGGAAGCGGCGGUCGGGGCGGUUCUGCUCCCAGAACCUCGACACCACCAGCAGCUCCCCGGAACAGAUCUUACUCUUCUGCGCCCCCUGUUAACCCUUCUCGAUCAGCACCUCCUCCCCAGCAGCCACGCGGAGAUUCCAUGUUGGGUCGUUUUGCCAGCACGGCUGCGGGAGUAGCUGUAGGAAGUGCAGUUGGCCACACUCUUGUUUCCAUGUUUGGCGGCCUGUUUCCACGAUCCGCACACGAUCAAAUCGCGCAACAGAAUGAAACCCUGCCACCCGAUCAGCAACAAGCGGUAGCUCAGGCCUCUCUCUCACAACGCCUAUUGGGGACUGCAACUCUUUGGGGUGUUGGUGGAGGUGCAUGGUGGUAUAGAAACAGACUGCUUGCACAGACUCGGAACACGAGGGCGGCAGGUCCGAGAGUGGCAGCGGUUGUGGCAGCUGGAUCCGGUAUCUUGGGAUUGGUAAAUCUGGUCAGCUAG
Spizellomyces punctatus DAOM BR117 is the source of this 504-nucleotide messenger RNA. RefSeq lists its product as uncharacterized. Gene Ontology annotation, biological process: mitochondrion organization. The transcript is spliced from 3 exons. The coding region runs from base 1 to 504 and encodes 167 amino acids. The record is from RefSeq and is a predicted model, not a curated record. Gene Ontology annotation, cellular component: nucleus; mitochondrion. Lineage: Eukaryota; Fungi; Chytridiomycota; Chytridiomycetes; Spizellomycetales; Spizellomycetaceae.